AUGGUUGCCGUCAUGGCAGAGGUCGUUCGCUCCAGGACUGUGGCGGCCAUCGCAGACUCGGACUUCGUGACCUUGACUUUUGAUGAGCGAAAGCCGCACACGGUCUGCAACUACCGCUGCCUUUUGGCGACAAUUGGACACUGCACACGUGAUGUCAUACCUAGCACAGGUUGGGUUAAUCAGUCAGACAGCCCCAUGAAUGAACCAUCGCUCGGACACGAGGGCAUUGUCGGGGCAUGGUGCACUGCUGUUCCUUCUCUGGAAGAUCUGGAUGAAGAUUACAGCCUGCGCAUAUGUGAUGCUUGCCUUGCGCUGGAUGAAGUUGUGGCCGCGGUGCGAAACCUGCACAAAGAUGCACAUGGGCAGGUCGAUGAGCAGGCCGCGCGGAAUGCGCUGGACAAGGUCACCAGUGUGGCCGUGGAUGGGGCUCCUUCCAUGCUGAAGACAGUUGCGUAUAUGCAACGGAGCUGCCCUCGUCUUGUGCUUCGCUGGCGCGACGCAGCACACGCGGUCAGGCUUGCGAUGCAGAAGGCCUGCCAGUCAGAGCCGAUGCUGGCCGAGGUCAGGCAUGUUCUUUUUGAGAAAGAUGGUGGGCUCGUACCGCAGCUCAAGUUCUCAAACGAGUGGAAGCUGAAACUUCGUGCCAUUUCCAACGUGGUCUCUGGCAACCAGAAGCUCUUCACGCAGAUCGCUUGGAGCGCAGUUCGGUUCGACGAGUCCGAGACUUUGCGUCUCUUCUGCCAAAUGCUGCUCCCGGUGGCGCUUCUUCUGGCAGGGCAGGCCAGUGACAAGCGCAUCUCGCCCAAGCUGCGCGGUCUCGCGGCCAGGACGCUGGAGUCGAUGAACACGGACUUCGUCGUGUCUUUGGGCCUUUUUGCGGACUUGACCCACGAGACCCAGCGUCUUCUUCGGAUUUUCGAUUCUGACUGGCACGACCCUGCGAUUUCUCGCAGAUGCUUGGCAAAUGUCCGAAAGAGGGUGCACAGCCUUUUCUUGGAAGGGCGUAUCCUCCAAGAAGGGCCAGGUCUUGAGGACACGUGCACUUGCCGAGUGGUCAAAGCGGCGCUGCAAUGUGGGCCAAUUUAUUACAUGGACAAAGUCCACUACCUGUGGACUUCCAGGACAGGGCGGGACAAGUACAUGCGCGGUCUACAAGGUGUGGGGCAGGUGGUCGAGGUCAUAUUGGAAAGACUGGAGGCAGAGUUCCCGGCGGAUUCACUGGAGAUGGCCUUCAGCUGUUUCGAUGUUCGUGCAGCUUAUGAAGCAUCGCAGGGCUCAUCAUGGCAGCUGUACGAAGCGAAGGUAGUGUCUCAAGUGCACAGACUUCUUCGGGAGGGACUUCGGGAACGUGACUGCGAAGAUACCCGCAAGACCGGUCGUUUCUUCGUGUCUGCCUUAGUGCAGCUAAUGCCUCGCAGUAAGAGGCAAGCAGGGUCCUCCAAGCCAAGCACACAAAGCCGCUUGAACACGCAGUUGCGAAUGCAAGGACGAGAGGACAACCGGGCGCUGUUCCAGGUCGCCUCCAGCUGGCCGGACGCGACACCUAUGUUUCGCCGCCUCACAUCUUUCUACCGUUGGGGCCCGCAGCUUUACAAAGGACAGCUGCGGCAACAGACGCCAGCUGACGCUCGCGCAGCUGGCGUAUGUAUCUAG
Symbiodinium natans is the source of this 1653-nucleotide messenger RNA. Lineage: Eukaryota; Dinophyceae; Suessiales; Symbiodiniaceae. The record is from the annotation of a GenBank genome assembly.